AGCAUAAAUAAACCUAAUUUUCCUCACUUUCCUCUCAAACAUUUCCUAAUUUCAUCCUAAUAAUUACCAGUCUUUAAAUUCUUAGAAACAAUAUUUCCUAGAAGAAAAUAUUUUUUUUCUCAUGUAUUUCUGAAUGAUUUUCUUCCUCUUUGAUUUUUAAUCUGAUUUUUUUUUUACAAAGUUAUUGUUCUUAUUUUGGUAUUGCUUCUUUAGUUUGUUGAAUGCUUUAUAAGCUUUAGAUUUGGAAAAUUAAAUCUUCUGUCCCAAAAUCUAUAUUAAGUUUGUCAAAAUAAGUAUUAAUCUUCUAGAUAUGGAGUCUACCGGAGAAGUGGUUAGGACAUCCGACGUGAGCGACGGUGGCGUUAUGGUAGUGAGAUCCAACGCGCCGUCGGACUUCCACGUGGCUCCGAGGUCAGAAACUUCAAAUCCACCUCCAACCUCCGUCGCUCCUCAAAAUUCCCUUGCUCCGACUGCGCCGCCGCCAACAACUGAAGGUUUCUCCAGCGGACCCAUGAAGAAGAAGCGUGGACGUCCUAGGAAGUACGGACACGACGGAGCACCGGUGGCGCUAUCACCGAAUCCGAUAUCUUCAGCCGCACCAACGACCUCUCACGUCAUCGAUUUCUCUGCAUCUGAGAAACGCGGCAAAGUGAAACCAGCAACAACUCCGAGCUCCUUCAUCAGGACAAAGUACCAAGUCGAGAAUUUAGGCGAAUGGGCUCCUUCCUCGGCCGGCGCUAAUUUCACGCCGCAUAUAAUUACGGUGAACGCAGGCGAGGACGUAACGAAGAAGAUAAUAUCGUUUUCUCAACAAGGGUCUCUCGCUAUUUGCGUUCUCUGCGCAAACGGUGUCGUUUCAAGCGUUACUCUUCGUCAGCCCGAUUCAUCUGGCGGUACAUUGACAUACGAGGGUCGCUUUGAGAUAUUAUCACUGUCGGGAUCAUUCAUGCCAAGUGACUCGGACGGGACACGGAGCAGAACCGGUGGAAUGACCGUGUCGUUAGCUAGUCCUGAUGGACGUGUAGUAGGCGGUGGAGUCGCUGGCUUGCUGGUCGCAGCCACUCCUAUUCAAGUGGUUGUUGGAAGUUUCUUAGCUGGAACGAAUCAGCAAGAUCAGAAUCCGAGGAAGCAGAACCACAACUUCAUGUCGUCUCCAAUGCCAACCACUUCGAAUGCAGCUGAUCAUGGAGCCAUCCGUCCUACGUCGUCUUCUCACCAGAUUGGUACAUGGACACCGCCUUUAGCUUCUGAUCCAAGACACAAACCCUCUCAUGACAUUAACAUCACUUUAACUUGAUUUCUUCCUCAAAAGAAGUGGUGGAUCCUCUUUAUUUCGGUUUAGACUUCUCUCUCUCAAGGUUUAGGUUUUAUUUCAUGUACUAAAUUAGGAUUGUUUUCCAACGUUUUUUUUUAAAUUCCGUUUCUUCCGUUCUUGAAUGUAGUAGUAGAAGUUGAAUCUUGUUACCCAAUCUCUUGACCAGCUACACGUUCUUGUUUACAUAAA
Molecule: messenger RNA, 1504 nt
Organism: Brassica oleracea var. oleracea
Lineage: Eukaryota; Viridiplantae; Streptophyta; Magnoliopsida; Brassicales; Brassicaceae
Product: AT-hook motif nuclear-localized protein 2
Exons: 4
Coding region: 311-1297 (328 amino acids)
Molecular function (GO): minor groove of adenine-thymine-rich DNA binding
Source: RefSeq, a predicted model, not a curated record